AUGCGCUGCAGUUGCAGUAUUACCUGUAUAGUAGUAGUCUGGGUACUAGACCGCAUCUAUAUCGACAUCGAAGGCAAGUAUGUCUUCAUCACAGGCUGGGACUCUGGAUUCGGCAACCUGCUCGCCCGCAACCUGGAUCGACGCAGGGGGUGUCACGUGAUCGCAGCCUGCCUUACAGAGGAGGGCGCGGCUAAACUCAAGCGUGUGACGUCAUCGAGGUUGACUACAUUGCAGUUGGAUGUCACAAGCAGUGAGAGUGUUCACAGAGCGCGUGAUGCAGUACAAACGAUCAUACCGGAGGGACAAGAAUUGUGGGGCUUAGUCAAUAAUGCUGGAAUAAUCUCCCCGCUGGGACCGUACCAUUGGCUGAACAGGGAUGACAUUGUGAAAGUCCUGCAGGUCAACCUCGUUGGCGCCAUUGAAGUGACCAACACGCUUUACCCACUCAUCCGCGCCGCUAGAGGGCGUAUUGUCAACGUGUAGCGCGUGGCGCUAUUCCCCUCGUCGGGGACCAUAUACACAGCAUCGAAAGGGCGUACCAGGGUUACAUUCUCUGAUACAGACGCAAUGAAACGCAGACUGAACACCGCCUGGGAGCGGCUACCGCAGGAAGAGAGGGACAGCUUUGGUGGCGAGAUUGCGCGUGAAGCAAUGACGGAUGCUAUGGAGCAUGCGCUCCGUUCCCGGUUCCCAUGGCGACGGUACCUACCAGGACUGGAUGCUAAUUAUUCUACAAACCGAUGUCUCUCCUUCCCGCCUUUUUAG
Messenger RNA from Strongylocentrotus purpuratus (purple sea urchin), 765 nucleotides. Its product is annotated as short-chain dehydrogenase/reductase family 9C member 7-like. The record is from RefSeq and is a predicted model, not a curated record. NCBI's taxonomy places the organism in Eukaryota, Metazoa, Echinodermata, Echinoidea, Camarodonta, Strongylocentrotidae.